Molecule: messenger RNA, 2142 nt
Organism: Conger conger (European conger)
Lineage: Eukaryota; Metazoa; Chordata; Actinopteri; Anguilliformes; Congridae
Gene: ptpn2b
Product: protein tyrosine phosphatase non-receptor type 2b
Exons: 11
Coding region: 188-1435 (415 amino acids)
Biological process (GO): protein dephosphorylation
Molecular function (GO): protein tyrosine phosphatase activity
Source: RefSeq, a predicted model, not a curated record
GCACAGCGCAUUGUGUUCAUUGCACAUGCGCAGAAACGCUCUCGGGUUGAUGUCAGUUUUCGAGGACGCGCAGUAUAUUUCUUUGCGCCCUGGCGAAUGGCUGUCCUAGAAGAUGUGUGAUGAGAGAAGCCGUAAAUAGUACGAGGAGCUACACAUUUAUAAAGACUGGAGCAAUCGACAGUGUAAAAUGGACCAGGAGUUUGCGGACAUAGACUCGCAGGGACGGUGGCAGAGCCUAUACGUAGAAAUUCGUAGCCAGUCUCAUGAAUGUCCAUACAAGGUGGCAAAAUAUCCAGAGAAUAGGAAUCGGAACCGGUACAGAGACGUCAGCCCCUUUGACCACAGUCGAGUAAAACUCAAAAAUUCAGAAAAUGACUACAUUAAUGCAAGCUUAGUUGUGAUGGAAGAAGCCCAAAGAAGUUAUAUAUUAACUCAGGGCCCUUUGAAAACUACCUGUGGGCACUUUUGGCUGAUGAUCUGGGAGCAGAAGACCAGGGCUGUAAUAAUGCUGAACAGAGUCAUUGAGAAAGGAAUAGACAAAUGUGCGCAGUACUGGCCGACCCAGGAGGAGCACGAGAUGCCGUUCAGGGACACGCGGUUCGCCGUGACGCUGGCCUCGGAGGACGUCAAGUCUUACUACACCAUACGAGUGCUGGAGCUGCAGAACUUAAACACGGGUGAGACGCGAGAGAUCUAUCACUUUCACUAUACCUCCUGGCCCGACUUUGGAGUCCCAGAAUCCCCUGCCUCCUUCCUCAACUUCCUGCUCAAGGUACGAGAGUCGGGCUGUUUGGCCGUCGACCAGGGGCCGGCCGUAGUGCACUGCAGCGCCGGGAUUGGCCGGUCCGGGACGUUCUCAUUGGUGGACACUUGUCUCGUCUUGCUGGACAGGAGAAAAGAGCCCUCGUCCGUGGACAUCAAAAAGGUCCUCCUGGACAUGAGGAAGUUCCGCAUGGGCCUGAUUCAGACCCCGGACCAGCUUCGCUUCUCCUACUUGGCCAUCAUCGAAGGCAGCAAGUGCAUCAUGGGAGAUUCUUCGGUGCAGAAACCGUGGCGUGAGCUCUCCAAAGACGAGCAGGAGCCCGCGUCCGACUCGCCCCCGCCCGCUCAGCCCGCCAAGCGCACGGACAAGAUCAACGGGAGCCGGCUCUCCCACGCCAGCGAGCUGGGGGACCCCGGGAUCGGGAGGACCGCCGGGAAAGACAAAGAACAGGACCUGGACGGGAACGUGGGAAACGUCCGUAAGCGACACCGGGAGGAGAGGCUGGCUAACUCCACACCCAAGAGUCUGCAGGGGAAGCAGAGGAUGAGUGAGACGGAAAAGAAGAGGAAAAGAAGGAUUAGUUGCAGUGACACACAGCUGCUUCCAGCUGAUCUGAGAGCUACCCAGACCAUCUGCAAAAGUAAAAAAAGGCACCGAACGACUGACGCCUGAUGUUACAGACGCUCCACAUCGCUGAAACUCUGGUCAGGGCAGCGAUUAUUCAUCGGCAGGGAUCUCCAGCCCAACACCCCAUCCCCACACUCACCUCCCUCCCCAACUAUGCCCCCUAACUGUUUACAGCGUAAACUUCAACAUUCUUUGGAUGAAAAAAAAAAAAAAAAAAAAAGAACAAAAAAAGAUUUUUUUUUUUUUCUUUUUUUUUUUUCUCCUUUCUAAAAACACCAGCAUGGGACGUCUUCUGGUGGAAUACUUAGGAUAAUCCAUCGUCAAAGUUUGGUCACCCGCCCACCCUCUCUAUUUUGCUUACAUCCAUUGAAAAGGCAGAAGGAACUGGAGAAGGCCUAUCAUUGCCAAUUUGUACUGCUACUCAUAUAUAUAUUUUUUUGUAUAUUUUUUGAUGGCAGAAUGAAAUGUUCUCUAUUUUUUAUAAGAAAUUACUUGAAAUUUCCUACUUCAUCCAAGAGCAAACUGCUACCCCACUUGUGGAAAAUAUGAAAAAAGAAAAGGUGUGUAACGUAACAGUUGGCUCCAGAGUGUGUAUAAUGUUCUUUUUAAAACGUUAUCCAAAAAAGUAUUUUUGAUUGUAUGACAAUGAUGGAAGUUGACAUUGCAAGUGGUAAAGUCAAAAUAAUUGACAAAGUCUUACAAAUCAUUAUCCAAGAGUGUAAUCAAUUAAUAAAAUUGUUACAUUUUAUUAA